ACCACCACCACCAUCUCUCUCUCUCUCCACCACCUCCACCGCCACCGCCGCCGUCUCCACUCUCUCUCUCUAUAGAUAUAUAUAUAGAACACACACACACACACAGAGACCCGUACGUGUGUGUAUGUGAUCUUCUGCAAGAAAAAGAGAAGAAGAGUACAUAUAUAGAUAGAAUGAUGUUGGUGAGGAAAUGCAAUAACAAUAAUAAUAAUAAUAUUAUUGGUUUGAUAAUAUUUAUGUAUGUUGUGGGUGUCGGAAUCCCAACAUGCUUUGCUCAGAAUAUAAUAAGCAGAGGAAGCUUUCCAAAGGGCUUCGUUUUCGGAACUGCUUCUUCAGCUUUUCAGUACGAAGGCGCCGUUAAGGAGGACGGAAGGGGUCCGACAAUCUGGGACAAGUUUGCUCAUUCUUUUGGAAAAGUGAUUGAUUUUAGCAAUGCCGAUGUAGCGAAUGAUCAGUAUCACCUCUACACUGGAGAUAUACAGCUCAUGAAAGACAUGGGAAUGGAUGCAUACAGGUUUUCGAUUGCCUGGUCCAGGAUUUAUCCUAAUGGUACGGGGGUAAUCAACCAAGCUGGGAUCGAUCAUUACAACAAGCUGAUCGAUGCUUUACUUGCCAACGGAAUCCAACCAUACGUGACGCUCUACCACUGGGAUCUCCCUCAAAGCCUCGAAGACGGGUAUAAGGGAUGGUUGAGCCCUCAAAGCAUAAAGGACUUUGCCACGUAUGCUGAAACGUGCUUCAAGGCGUUUGGCGACAGAGUGAAGUAUUGGAUCACGUUCAACGAGCCCCACACGUUUGCUGUACAAGGCUAUGAUGUGGGGCUUCAGGCGCCCGGUCGAUGUUCCAUCCUGCUCCGUACCUUUUGUACGGUCGGAAACUCUGCAACCGAGCCUUAUAUAGUCGGUCACAACGUCCUUCUUUCACAUGCAACGGUUGUCGACAUUUAUAAAAGGAAGUACCAGCCAAAACAAAAAGGAUCAAUCGGGAUAACGUUGGACUCCUUCUGGUAUGAACCGGCAACAAACACCUCAGCUGAUAUUCAAGCAGCACAAAGAGCGGUCGAUUUUAAUUUGGGUUGGUUUAUUGAACCUCUGAUUCGUGGGGACUAUCCGAGGUCGAUGAGAGCCCGAGUUGGAACACGACUGCCUAAAUUUUCUCAGGCGCAAUCCGCUCAGGUGAAGGGUGCCUUUGAUUUUAUCGGCAUAAAUCACUACACUACGUGGUAUGCAAAUGAAAAUAACACCAACAUAAUCGGCGUUCUGCUCAAUGACUCCCUUGCAGACUCGGGUGCUUUCACCCUACCAAUUGCACUAGGAAGGCCUGUACAUGACAGGGCGAAUUCGAUAUGGUUGUACAUCGUGCCUGAUGGGAUAAGAAGUCUGAUGAACUACAUUAGGCAGAAGUACGACAACCCCCUUGUAAUAAUUACAGAAAACGGAAUGGACGAUGGAAACAGCCCGUUUGUGUCCAUCAAGAAUGCUCUCAAGGAUGAAAAACGGAUCAAGUAUCACAACGACUAUCUGACGAGCCUGUUAGCUGCUAUCAAAGAAGACGGUUGCAACGUGCGAGGGUACUUCGUGUGGUCGUUGCUGGAUAACUGGGAAUGGGGAGCUGGAUUCAGCUCGCGAUUUGGUCUGUACUAUGUGGACUAUAAGGACAACCUCAAGAGAUACGCAAAGGACUCCGUGACAUGGUUCAAGAAUUUCUUAGCUUCUUAAUACACUUGUAUGUCCGAAACAAAGAAAAUAUUACAUGAAAAAACAGACACCAACAAGGAUUCCAUAUACAAAAACAAACCACACUUCAUAUGAUUACACCCA
This is a messenger RNA of Sesamum indicum (sesame), 1820 nucleotides long. It is a transcript of the gene BGLU40, whose product is annotated as beta glucosidase 40. Gene Ontology annotation, biological process: carbohydrate metabolic process. Lineage: Eukaryota; Viridiplantae; Streptophyta; Magnoliopsida; Lamiales; Pedaliaceae. The record is from RefSeq and is a predicted model, not a curated record. Gene Ontology annotation, molecular function: beta-glucosidase activity.